This is a messenger RNA of Hansenula ciferrii, 1386 nucleotides long. Its product is annotated as Phospho-2-dehydro-3-deoxyheptonate aldolase,Phe-sensitive. Bases 1 to 1386 code for a protein of 461 amino acids. Gene Ontology annotation, cellular component: cytoplasm. The record is from RefSeq and is a predicted model, not a curated record. The transcript is spliced from 2 exons. Gene Ontology annotation, biological process: aromatic amino acid biosynthetic process. Gene Ontology annotation, molecular function: 3-deoxy-7-phosphoheptulonate synthase activity. NCBI's taxonomy places the organism in Eukaryota, Fungi, Ascomycota, Saccharomycetes, Phaffomycetales, Wickerhamomycetaceae.
AUGUUGAACCUGAACCAACUUAGUCUACGGAGUGCCAACAGUUUGAACUCCAAAAGGUCAAAAGAGGACCAUUGGACAACUUUAAAGUACUUAUCUGCUGGUAAUUUAUCAACAGGAUCUGAUGAAUGUCUAAAUGUUGCGUUGACACAACCAGAUGUUGUUAAAGGUUAUUUAUGUCCAACUUCAGAAUUUUUACAAAGCUCUAUUGUUAAGUUUAGAAAUGAAGUAUCUAAUAGUUUAUUAUCAGAAAGGAAAUCAAAUUUUUUAGUAAUUGUUGGCCCAGAGUUUCUAGAUAGUUUUCAUCAGGCUAAAGCAUGCUCACAAUGGUUAAAUAAAAGAUCUGGAAAUUUGAUGAAUUAUACAACUAAUAAUAAUUCUAUAUCAACUCAUUCAAAUUUCAAAGAUUUACAUGAUAAAAUAAAGAAAUUAUACACUAACAAGAACCAUCUGAAAAAUUUAUCUUUGGUAAUGAAUGUUGAUUUAACUAGUAAUUAUGAAUCUGGUAAUUCUUAUAUGUCAAGAGCUGUUUUCAAUGGUGUUGUUGAUUUAAGAAUUUUAUUGAUAGAAUUAGCUGAACAAAUUCAAUUAUCUGGUGUGAUUGAUGAUCCAAUUUGUUUACAAUAUUAUAAUGAUUUAUUAGGAAUAGCAACUCUAAGGUCAGAAAAUAUUGAAUCUCAAGUUCAUAGAGAGUUUAUUAGUGGUAUUCCAUUCCCCAUAGGGUUUAAUUGUUUUAAAUCAUCAAUUUAUGGUUCAAUUUCAAAAGAGAUUCAAGAAUAUAAAAUCCAAAAGGCUAUUGAUGCGAUACAUUCAGUUGCAGAUCCACAUUACUUUUUAUCAGUUACAAACUUGGGUAACGUUGCAAUAGCAAAUUCAAUGGGGAAUAAAGAUACGUUCCUUUUGAUAAAUAUUCAACAAGAUCAAGUUAUUACCUUGGAACAUUUGAAGGUUUUAUUCGAUGCUCCAUUGAAUCAAUUAAAUAAUGUUAAGAUAAUACUUGAUUUAGGUAAAUUAAAUGAAUUAAAUUAUGAUUCUAUAUGGAACUUAUUAAAAGAUUCUUUAACAUCAGAAAUUGGUGAUUAUAUUGCUGGUGUUCAAAUAGAUUCAGGAAAGCAAUAUAUACCUCAAAGUUGGGAAUAUGAAGAAAAAAUCGAAUCAUCACCAAAUAACAAUGAAAAUCAAGUUGAAGAUGAAACUUUUGCAGUUCUUUCAGAAAAUAUCGGUAUUAAAAGAAGUUCAAUUAGAGGUAAAAUUUUCAAUACUUUUAAAAACUCUUAUAGUAAGAUAUCUUCAGCAUUUGACAAUCAACCCACAAGGACAACCUAUGGAUACGAACAUAUGAUCCUUGCAGAUAAAUUCAUCACUCAAUUAAAUGAAUUGAUGAAAUAA